Molecule: messenger RNA, 1435 nt
Organism: Nicrophorus vespilloides
Lineage: Eukaryota; Metazoa; Arthropoda; Insecta; Coleoptera; Silphidae
Product: UDP-glucuronosyltransferase 2B13-like
Molecular function (GO): UDP-glycosyltransferase activity
Source: RefSeq, a predicted model, not a curated record
GCUGAUGGAUCAGUAGAGGUCGAGUGAUCGGCUCGAGCGCAUUCCUUUUACGAUUUUUAACAACAAUAUGCGUCUUUGGGAAGCGAUUUUUUUGCAAAUGUUGAAGACCGUGAAUUUGUUCGAGACGAACUCGCAGUGGGCGGUGAUAAGCACUUUCUUUCUGCACAGUAUGGGGAUGAAGUUAACUCGGGAGACGUUGGAGCAUCCGAACACCAAGAAGCUUCUUUCUUCCGGGGAGGAAUUUGAUCUGGUGGUCAUCGAGCAGUUCGUGAACGAUGCCCACAAGGGUUUCUGUCAUCAUUACAAGGCGCCGUGCGUGAUUUUCUCGGCCGUGGGCAGCAAUUACUGGACCGACGACCUUGUGGGAAAUCCUAGUAACCCAAGUUAUAUGCCGGAGAUGAGCAUUGCUCAUGCUGGUCCCAUGGACUUUUGGCAACGUGCGAAGAAUACCGCUAUAGCCGCAUACACGCAACUAUUCACUCACCUCAAGGCCAUUCCCGAUCACGACCGAUUGAUGCACGAGACAUUCCCCGACGCUCCGCCUCUGAAAGAGUUGAUGCGUGACACCGCCCUUGUCCUGCUCAAUUCGCAUCCUAGCAUUGCCGCUCCCAAACCGCACGUCCCGAAUAUGAUCGAAGUCGGCGGUUUCCAUGUUGAGCCGCCGAAGAGCCUUCCCGAGGACAUCAAAGCUUAUCUGGAUGGAGCAGGCAAGGAGGGCGUGAUCUACUUCAGCAUGGGCUCCAAUCUGAACAGCAAGAAUUUCCCGUUAGAAAAGCGAGAAGGUAUUAUGAAGGCUCUCUCAAAAUUGAAGAUGAAAGUUCUGUGGAAGUUCGAGGACGAUAAUCUUCCGGGGAAACCACCGAACGUUAUGAUCAAGAAGUGGUUACCGCAGCAGGAUGUGCUGGCGCAUCCAAAUGUUAAACUUUUCAUCAGCCACGGCGGUAUGCUGAGCACCAUCGAGGCCAUCUACCAUGGAGUUCCGGUGCUGGGAAUUCCGGUUUUCGGGGAUCAAACUAUGAACAUGAAGCUUGCCGUGCAAAACGGAUUUGCUGUAAUGACAAGCUAUUCAAGUCUCAGCGAGGAAACACUUGGAGCGGCUCUAAAUCAAGUUUUAUCCAAUCCAAAGUACGCGGAGAACGCGAAAACGCGCUCGAGGAUCAUGCACGAUAGACCAAUCAAACCCAAAGACUCGGCGAUGUUCUGGAUCGAGUACAUCGGUAGGCACGGAUCGGCCGACCAUCUAAAAUCCCCUGCCAUCCACCUGCAACUCCAUCAAGUUCUUUUGCUCGACGUCAUCGCCUUUUACGUCUUCGUCUUCAUCAUCUCUCCGCUUUCAAUUUAUUACGCCUUAAAGAGAAUCUGCAGGUACAAAAAAGCCGGUAAAAUAAACAAAAAGAAAAACAAAUGAUUGAAUUAAAUGAAACAUUUUACAUAA